AUGCCUGCCUCUAGCUCUGCUACGUCGUCGGCCACCAACGGUCGCUCUAGUCGAUCGGGGGCCUCCAAAGGGGUCCUGGUCCUCAAAUUGUCUCCCGAAGCGUUGAGCCAGUUUGCCACGCCGCCUCCCGAACCCAAGGACAAGAAGUCCAGGAAGAACAGCACUCCUAAGAUCCAGGAGCCCGUUGCCGAAACCCCCGUCAAGGAGAAGGAAGCUUCUCCCGCCUCGUCUUUCGCCGAGGCUCCGAUCCCUCCAUCUUCUGUGGACAACGCGUCCGAUGCCGCCUCUACACCAGCGGCCGCUACGUCGGCUGCCGACACUCCUCGCCGCAAAGGCAUGCCGGGCCCCAAACCGGGUAGUAAGAGAGGCCUGAACCAGACGGCCGAGACGCAACCCAAGCCGAGAGGCAAGCCGGGUCCCAAGAAGAAGCCCCGACUUGACGACGGCACCGUCGACCACGUGAAACUAGCGGCAAGCCACCGACUCGGACCCAAGGCCAACACCGGUGCCAUCAACGCCGGUCUUCGUGCCCUGGAUCGUACCGGGGCUCCCUGUCGCAAGUGGGAGCGAAAGCCUCUUCAAUUGAAGAGCUUCACGGGUGUAAAUUGGAACCUGUCCAGCUGGCGCACCCCUCGGCCUCAAGUCUCGGAAACGAACGGCGAGAUCAAGGAGGGUGUCCUCGAGACGGGUGACAGCGACAGCAAGGCCAACCAGAGUGCCAGCGGAGUUCCCAGCGAGAAGAGCAAUUCAGGCGACGGGGACCUCACGCCGGUUCCUCCCAACCUUACUGAAGCCUCCUCGCCUGCGCCUGCCAUGGCCAUGGCUGCGUAG
This is a messenger RNA of Aspergillus melleus, 831 nucleotides long. RefSeq lists its product as uncharacterized. The record is from RefSeq and is a predicted model, not a curated record. The transcript is spliced from 2 exons. NCBI's taxonomy places the organism in Eukaryota, Fungi, Ascomycota, Eurotiomycetes, Eurotiales, Aspergillaceae. Bases 1 to 831 code for a protein of 276 amino acids. Gene Ontology annotation, biological process: chromatin remodeling. Gene Ontology annotation, cellular component: Ino80 complex.